UAUUUAAAGUAUUUCUGAUCGCGCGUUAACAGUCAGUACGACCUUUUAGUUCCUUCAGAAUAUACAUAACUUACAAUGUUCAUUAACGUGUUUUGUCUGUUUUUCUUGCUUAACUAUGUUCAGCCGAAAGUUUUAGAGUUAUCGUGCAAGGACAUCCGGAUCUUUGUAAAUGGCCACAACAAUCGUCGUCUUAUGCUAGCUAGGGGUAACCUGACAGAUCAACCCGCAGCUUCUCAAAUGAACUCAGUGAUUUGGGAUCAUGAGCUCGCAGCCAAGGCUAGGAAGUGGGCGGGAAAGUACAAGUUCUCUCAUAAUCCUGACACAACUGUAGCCUCCGGCCGUUUCACAACAGGCGAAAAUAUUUACAAAGUGAGCUCAACGGAUCCGAAUUAUCAAAUCAAGAUGGAUGACGCCCUCGAGGCUUGGUUUGAGGAACACAAGGAUUAUGAAUACGGGCCACUUUCAAAGGAUGACUUCGAUUCCUCGCGACCGGCGGUAGGACAUUACACACAGAUGGUGUGGUCUAAUUCUGUGUACAUUGGAUGCGGAGUCUCUCAGAGAACAGAAAAUAGGGGGAAAGUAUACUAUGUCGUCUGCAACUAUGGACCAAGUGGGAACUAUUUGGGCCAGAGACCGUACAAGUCUGGUAGUGCCAGUAACGCUUUGAAGUGUCCAAAUAAUUGCAGCAAGCCCUACGGCAAUAGGUGUUAAUGAAGAAGAAUUAUAGACCAUGUAUGUAUAUGAAAUAUAUCCAAGAAAACAUAUUAUAUCUUAGAGAUUUCAAUGUAUCUUUUAAAUAAAUACCUAUUGUUUUAUAUUGCUUAUUACAUAACUGUAUUAUAUAUACCAUUAACGAUACUAUGCGCUUAAUAAAUUAUGUGUAAAGGAUUA
Messenger RNA from Danaus plexippus (monarch butterfly), 891 nucleotides. Its product is annotated as scoloptoxin SSD976-like. The coding region runs from base 76 to 711 and encodes 211 amino acids. The transcript is spliced from 6 exons. Gene Ontology annotation, cellular component: extracellular region. Lineage: Eukaryota; Metazoa; Arthropoda; Insecta; Lepidoptera; Nymphalidae. The record is from RefSeq and is a predicted model, not a curated record.